This is a messenger RNA of Microthlaspi erraticum, 810 nucleotides long. The record is from the annotation of a GenBank genome assembly. NCBI's taxonomy places the organism in Eukaryota, Viridiplantae, Streptophyta, Magnoliopsida, Brassicales, Brassicaceae.
AUGGGAAGACCUUUGUUUUACGAUAUCAUCGAGAAACCGGCGACGAGCUGCGUCGUGACGAUAUGCAGCUUGAUCUGGUUCGUAAUUCAGAAGAAGAGCAUUGGGUACUCGCAAGUCGGAUUGAGUUACGAGACUGCAAUCGAAGGGCAUUACUGGAGGAUGAUCACCUCCGCAUUGUCACACAUCAGCGUCUUGCAUCUCGUCUUCAACAUGAGCGCUCUGUGGAGUCUUGGUGUUGUUGAGCAGCUUGGGCAUUUAGGUCUCGGGACGGCUUAUUACCUUCACUACACUCUCGUCCUCGUCGUCUUCUCCGGCGUUUUGGUUAUUGGGAUCUACCAUUUGCUCAUCUCGAGGCUCAAGAUCGAGUAUUUCAGGAGAGUCACAGCCGUUGGAUACUCCUGCGUUGUGUUUGGUUGGAUGACGAUUCUCUCUGUGAAGCAGCCUUCUUCAAAGCUUGACCUUUUUGGGCUUUUGUCUCUUCCCAUUAGCUUUGCUCCUUUCGAGUCGCUCAUUUUCACUUCCAUCAUUGUUCCGCAAGCUAGUUUUCUGGGACAUUUGUCGGGAAUUCUGGUUGGCUAUGCUAUUUCGUGGGGUUUGAUUGGUGGGAUGAACAACUACUGGGCUCUUACUAUGCUUGGUUGGAUCAUUGUGGUGUUUGUUUACAGUUUGAAGAAGUCUGGUGCUUAUGAUUUCAGUUUUCUCGAGAUUGAAUUGCUUACUGAUGCUUCUUUACCAUCAGUGAGGUUUAUUGGAAAUGGCCGGACCUUGCAAGCAAGUGCAGUUCCUCUCAGUGGAGUGGAAGUUGUCUGA